Gossypium arboreum is the source of this 1005-nucleotide messenger RNA. RefSeq lists its product as uncharacterized. Lineage: Eukaryota; Viridiplantae; Streptophyta; Magnoliopsida; Malvales; Malvaceae. The transcript has 6 exons. The record is from RefSeq and is a predicted model, not a curated record. The coding region runs from base 1 to 1005 and encodes 334 amino acids.
AUGCUGCGAAUUUUGGAGAGGGUCGCUGGGGCUAAUGUUGGAUCUGGAGGCCAUAGGUCGGUUGCGGAACGAUUCUGGUCGAAUGGGGUUGAUAUAUUUAGGGAUAUCAUUGGAGUUGCUCCGAGUGUGGUCGAGUAUUGGAUGGAGGCCACAGAGUGCAUAAUGGAUGAUUUGGAUUUUACUGAUGAUCAGAAGCUCAAUGAGGCUGUGUCUUUGCUUCACGAUGAGUCUGUGAGUUCUGAUAGAUCCUCAGAGGAAAUAGGAUUUUUCAAUAUUGGUCGAGAAGGCCAAGAUAGCCGAGGAAGUGAAACGCUUAAGAAAAAGGCCAAGGCUGAAGGGCCACUUAGAGUUGGGCCUACUGUUGCACCUGCUGGGGUGGUGAUCUGUCAGCUAUGUAAUAGACGUCAUCCAGCUGCCGGAGGAGUACAGCAGCCACCCAGGGGCCGAGGACAGGCUAGGGGUGAUAACAGUAUGGGUCGAGGUCAAAGAGCACUUGAUAGAGGUGCUGGGCCGACUGAGGCGAGGCAGCCUGCACUUGUCUAUGUUGCACGUCGUCGUGGGGAUGGAGAUGCUCCAGACAUCAUCACGGGAAUUCCGUCUGAGAGUACUUCUAGUGAGAUUUCUGUGGUGAGUCCGCUGGGGCAGACCAUUAGGGUUAGUAAGCUAUUCUGGGACAUUUCGUUGGAAGUCCAAGGGACAAUAUUUUUGGCUCAUCUGAUGGAACUUUUAUUUGGGAAGUUCGACUUAAUUCUUAGUAUGGACUGGUUGGUGAAGCAUCGUAUAAGUCUUGAUUGUGCUGAAAAGAAGGUGGUUCUAAGGACCGAGGAGGAUAAUGAGGACAUUCGUACUAUGAGGGGCUUUUCAGAUGUUUUUCCAGAGGAAUUACCAGGAUUACCUCCGAGCCGUGAGGUAGAAUUUGGGAUUGAGUUGAUUCUUGGUACGGCUCUGGUGUCUAUCGCCCCUUAUCAAAUGGAACCGAAAGAGCUGGCAAAACUGAAGGCUUAA